UCAAAAGUGAAAGGAAUUCUUUAAAAAAAAAAAAAAUGGUGAAGCUCAUUGCUGUCCUUACUGUAUUCAGUCUGUUGUUUGCUACUCGAUUUUCUAACGCUGAGGAACUAAAAAGUCCAUCUGAAGCACCUGCAAUUCAUAAGACGGGAGGAGAAGGUUCACUUACUGUAGAAGAUUGUCCGAAGGCAUGUGAUUUCCGAUGUUCGAAGGCAUUUAAAAUGGAGUCAUGUUUGUUCUACUGCAACCUAUGUUGUAAGCAAUGCUUAUGUGUACCAUCAGGAACAUAUGGAAACAAAGAAGAAUGUCCUUGCUAUAAUAAUUGGAAGAACAAGAGUGAUGGACCAAAAUGUCCUUAAUAUCAGAAAAAAAUAAAGACGAAAUAUCUUAUUUUUGUUUUCUUUUAAUAAAAUUCAUCUACUAGAUCAUGCUUAUUUUUCAUAAUAUAAAAUGUAAUAUGAAGUCUCAUUCCAUUGCAACUAAAGUUAUGGUGAAUACUGGUUCCAAUAAUCUCAUAAAUGCAACAAAAUUAG
This is a messenger RNA of Eutrema salsugineum, 530 nucleotides long. RefSeq names its product gibberellin-regulated protein 12. NCBI's taxonomy places the organism in Eukaryota, Viridiplantae, Streptophyta, Magnoliopsida, Brassicales, Brassicaceae. The transcript has 4 exons. The record is from RefSeq and is a predicted model, not a curated record. Bases 36 to 356 code for a protein of 106 amino acids.